AUGGAGAGCCAGAGGAAUGUCUCAGACUUCAUUCUUUUGGGACUUUCGUAUGACCAGAACAUGCAAAUAUUUUGCUUUGUGCUCUUCUUAUUCUGUUAUGUUGCCCUGUUGGCAGGAAACCUGCUGAUCCUUGUCUCCAUCCGACUCAGUCCUCUUUAUCACCAACCCAUGUACUUUCCUCACCACUUGUCCUCCAUGGACAUCUGCUACACCUCUACGGUUACACCCAAGUUCAUUGCUGACCUGCUGGUGGAAAGAAAAACCAUCUCCUACAGUAACUGCAUGUUGCAGGUCUUUACAAUGCACUUCUUUGGAGGCUUUGAGGUCUUCAUUCUUACCGCCAUGGCCUUUGAUCGCUAUGCUGCCAUCUGCAAACCUCUCCACUAUGUGAUAAUGAACAGGACAAGGUGCCAUCUCCUAGUCUUAGCUGCUUGGGCUGGUGGGGCCGUCCAUGCCUUUCCUCUGUUUUCUACUGCAAUUGGUUUUCCCUUCUGUGGUCCUAAUGAAAUCAAUCACUACUAUUGUGAUGUUUUUCCUUUGCUAAAAGUGGCCUGUACUGAUACCUACAUCACUGGUGUCCUUGUGAUUGCCUUUUCAGGUAUGUUUGGCUUAGGAGUUUUUAUUGUCUUAUUUGUUUCUUAUGGGAUAAUAUUGUUCACUUUAAGAAAUCUCUCAGCUGAGGGAAGACGUCAACGAUUUCUUUGA
Molecule: messenger RNA, 705 nt
Organism: Ailuropoda melanoleuca (giant panda)
Lineage: Eukaryota; Metazoa; Chordata; Mammalia; Carnivora; Ursidae
Product: olfactory receptor 4P4-like
Biological process (GO): G protein-coupled receptor signaling pathway
Cellular component (GO): membrane
Molecular function (GO): G protein-coupled receptor activity; olfactory receptor activity
Source: RefSeq, a predicted model, not a curated record